Colias croceus (clouded yellow) is the source of this 4245-nucleotide messenger RNA. RefSeq lists its product as uncharacterized. Gene Ontology annotation, molecular function: cell adhesion molecule binding. The transcript is spliced from 6 exons. NCBI's taxonomy places the organism in Eukaryota, Metazoa, Arthropoda, Insecta, Lepidoptera, Pieridae. The record is from RefSeq and is a predicted model, not a curated record. Gene Ontology annotation, biological process: cell adhesion; extracellular matrix organization. The coding region runs from base 222 to 3830 and encodes 1202 amino acids. Gene Ontology annotation, cellular component: extracellular matrix.
CAUGACGAUUACUGUCAUCGACUCUACCGACGCGCGUGCCCGUUGCGUGAAAAAGAAAAAAAGUUGUCUGUGACUGAUUUUUUUUUAAUUUUCAAAUUUGGAUUUUAGUGAGCUGUGUUGAUUUUUUGGAAAAUCGGAUUCAGUGCGCUCAGGACAGUGGUGUCGGACGGUAGUGCAGUGUGUGUGAUGAUACUCUGCCACUCUGAUCUUGAGAGUGCAGCAUGAGGGGCAGUGUAUGCCAGUUUCUCCUGUUGGCGCGCUUGGUCGCGGCCAUUACUGGACCGAGGAUAGAAAACGACUUCGACAGAAAUAGACAAGGGCCUAUCGGAGCUCCAGGCUUCAACGAACAUCAGACGAGAUUCGGACUCAAUUCCCCAUUACAAAAUUUCCAACAACAGCCGGGUCUUAUUAACAAUGCACAGCAAGUUCAAUUCCCUCAGCCGAUACUGAAUCAACAACCAUACGUGCCACAGUUCAAUAAUCUUCUGCCAGCGCAGAAUAUUCCGAACAACCCAAUCCCCGUUCAGAAUAAUGGCUUCCAACAGUUCAAUCAACAGACAAACGUUAAUCCUCCCAUUAAUAACUUUAAUCAGCAGAAUUUACAGCAACAAGCUUUUGCUCAAAACCACAACAUUCCCCAACAAGUUCCAACUUUGUCUACGUAUCAAAGCAAUUCUCUGCCAUUAACUCAAAAUGCACCAAUAUUUAAUCAGAAUCCCAAUAUUCCAACGCCCCUGUCGCUGGCUCAGCAGAGGCCGACACAGGCAGCUUUCUUGCCUACAUUGCAAAAUCAGCAAAGCUUUAGUGCCCCGAAUCCAAUCACCAUUCAGGCUGCGCCUAACCUUGCACCACAAAACAUUAAUCAGAACGGACAGAUAUCUUUCCAAGGACCGAUCAACCAUCAAGGGCCAAUUAAUCAUCAGCUAGGCCAAGGAUCCAUAAAUCAGCCAAUAAGCCAACCUUUAAACCAACCAAUAUAUUCUAAUACUCAGUCAGCUGAUAUUCAAGAUUACUUUGAACAGCAAUCAAAAGACAAUUUAGAAAAACUAAAAGAAUUACAAGAGAGACAGCGAAUAAUACAAAAACAUCAAGAAUUCGUGCAGAAGCAACAACAGAAACAACAGGAAAAGGUUGAGAAAUUACACGAAGAAUUCCUAACCAGACAAGCCACUAAAUCGCUUCCUUCUUAUACUACCACUGAAAAUUAUGAAGAUGCUUACAGAAGAAACCAAGAAAAACGUAGGCCACUUCUACCUCAUGAAACAGAUUUAUUCAAAAAAGCAUUGGAAAUGUAUGAGAAGCAACAUCCGACACCAACAACAACUACGUCAACCACCACAACGACAACAACGACUACACCACGACCUAGAUAUAUGAGGACCAGAGGACCACCUAGAUCAAGAAAUCCUCCUCAAGACAGAAAUAAACAAAAGCUCUACAAUGAAAUAAAGAACCUGCUGGAGGAAAGUGAAACUAAAGGGUUUGAUGACAAUCUUAGAGCAAAGAGUGUAGCUCUGUUACAGAAACCAGAUAUUUUGAAGCAACUUAAAGUCGCUCUAGCCGAAAAUCCUGAAGACUUCAAUGAGAGGAAUUUUACUUCACGGGAAAUAUCUCUGAAUGGACAAAAAUAUGAAGUGAUCAGAACUAAUAAUCCUAACUUAAUACCUAAGGGGGCAAUAGCAGCAGACAGCCCAGAUUUGGGUAAAUACGUAGCAGCAGCACAAACAACACAAAAAGAAAGUCAUGUUUCAUUUGAUGAUUUGACAAAAGGUGUAUUACCGCCAGGGGCUAAUUACGAACUAGUGAAACAGGGUGAUAAUGGAAAAUUAGAAGAGGUUUCGAAUUUGCCCACUACCCUUCAGAGCAAAAAGAAAGUAACAUUUGUCUUUCUAGAAGAACAAGAUGACGGUUCCUAUAAAGUCAAAGGUGUAAAAGCUAAUGGACAACAAACGGAAGAGGGCCCAGAAGUUGAGGAGAUUUUGAAGAAAAUACGAAAAGGUGAGAUCACACUCCCCGGACCUACUAAAAUAUCUAACGGAUUACACAGUACAACGACUCCGAGCCCAUCUACUACGGAAUCUACGGAUUACAUAGCAGAAUCAUCACAUCUUCCGUCAACGUAUGCCAGCUUUGUUACAACAUCCAGCUAUGGCUCAUCCGGACUCACCAAUCCUGUUCCAACUACGCCUGCUAGUACAUACAGAAAUUCAAUAUUGUCAGCAAGAACGACUCAACAGACAUUCAAAGAAAAUUUCACCCCAAAAGAAUCUCAAAGAGAAGCAUACACACAAAGGCAUUCACAAAGAGAAACGUACACCCCUAGAGAGCCACAAAGAGAAACAUACACCCCCAGAGAGCCACAGAGAGAAACAUACACCCCUAGAGAGCCACAAAGAGAAACAUACACCCCCAGAGAGCCACAGAGAGAAACAUACACCCCCAGAGAGCCACAAAGAGAAACGUACACCCCCAGAGAGCCACAAAGAGAAACAUAUACCCAAAGAGAACCUGAAAGAGAGACAUACACACCUAGAGAACCAGAAAGAGAGGCGUAUACGAUACGGGAACAAGAAAGAGAAGUGUUUCCAACCAGGGAAACACAAAGGGAGACUCAGAGAGAAUCAUAUACUCCAAGAGAAUCUUAUUCACAAAGAGACCCAACGAGAGACUUUCAGAUAUCAAAAGAUUCAUCAAUAGACUCAUACAUACCCAGGGAGACACAAAGAGAAACACAAACAUACCAACCUACAACGCGAGCGCCAACAACAGAAAGAUACAUCAUUAAAACAUCAACCCCAACGUAUUCUAUCAGAAGCAAUAAACAGACCUCACGGAAUAUCUUCCCUAGCUCCACCAUAAUAAACACAACACCUUCAUAUAGAUCUACUCCUAAUGAUUUGAUUGUAAUAGGAUCAAGCACGCCUGUACCAAGUUUUGAAGAGCCAUCGUCUCAGGACCUUUUCGCUUCCGCAUCCAGUCCAGGUCUUAUCGAUAUUCUGAAAGAAAACGGAUUGUUCGCAACAGCAAAAUACCUAAAACAAUCUGGAUUAGAUUCGAUAUUGAAUGAGACUGGACCGUACACGAUUUUCGCGCCAACGGACAAAGCAUUUAGGACGCUUUUAGUUCAACUGGGAGGUCCUGAUAGGGCAGAAGAAAAGUUCCGCGAUAAUCCCAGACUUCUAAGUGGUCUGCUCCUCCACCACGUGAUCCCAGGCGCGUUCGACAUAGCGUCCCUCCAGGAUGAGAUGACGGGCGUCUCCCUCGCCGGCACACAGUUACGAGUGAACCAGUAUGACAUGCAUGAUGUCGAGUGGAACGAAGUCAAGGUCACAACGAUUAACGGUGCCCGGGUUAUCGAUGACAAGAAGGAUAUUCAUAUACCACAGGGCAUAGCGCACGCGGUAGACCGAGUGAUGUUCCCGCUGCCGGUUGGAGACCUCGUGCAGACGUUACAGGCGGACAGGGACAGACGCUUCACCACCUUCAUCAAGGCCAUAUUUACCAGUGGCUUUGCUGACACUUUAGCAGAAAGCAAAACGUACACAAUAUUCGCGCCAACGGACGCGGCGUUCGCGCGGCUAGCGCCGACCGAACUGUCUCGAUACUCAGAGAAGGCUGCCGCGAGAGCACUCGUCGCGCGCCACGUGUUGCCGGGCACGUUGUAUAGUGCGGGCAUGCGGUACUAUCAGUUGAGGAACUCUAUGGAGGACGCCAAACCUCUAACGCUGCAGAAGAACUCUGGUCGGAUAAAGGUGAACAACGCGCAAGUAAUAACGCACAACAUCCCAGCGACGAACGGCGUAAUCCACGCGAUUGACACGCUUCUGUGAAACUACCCUCCAAAUUAGUUUAGUGUGAUGGAAGGUUAAACUAUUCGAAAUCUAUGUUAUAUUGGAACAUAAAACGACUAUAUUAUAUUGUUUGUUACAUUCUUCUUAAUCUUCCAUCACUACAUUAAGAUUCAUCCAUUUCAUAAUCAUACACCCCAUUUCUAUAAUUUGAAUUUAGAAUGCAUCUCACAAAUAAAAUUUCGAAAAUAAAUUCUAAAUUCAAACGCAAUCGAACAUAAAUGAAAAAUUAUAAUUUUCAAAUUCAACUUUCGACUCUAUUCUCUAUGAACGAAUAUUGUAAUCACGACUUUGCCACAUUAAUUGUAUCUUUUAAUUUUAAGACUGUAAAUAUUUAUAAGAAUAAGGGAAUAAUUUAUACAUUUAGCAUUUUGUGUAAAUAAAAAUAUUAAUUUUA